This is a messenger RNA of Suncus etruscus (white-toothed pygmy shrew), 1742 nucleotides long. RefSeq names its product proline rich 5 (gene PRR5). The record is from RefSeq and is a predicted model, not a curated record. Gene Ontology annotation, biological process: TORC2 signaling. The coding region runs from base 388 to 1464 and encodes 358 amino acids. The transcript has 9 exons. Gene Ontology annotation, cellular component: TORC2 complex. Lineage: Eukaryota; Metazoa; Chordata; Mammalia; Eulipotyphla; Soricidae.
GGGAGCAGGGGCUGGGCCGGGUGGCGCUCGUGGGCGGUCCAGGGAGCCGCUCUAGUCUGGGGACAGCGGAUCCGGACUCGGGGGACCCCGGGUCCCCGAGGACACCGCCCACAGCCUGCGCCAGGGCCGGGCCGGGCCGGGGAGGGCCGAGGCGCGCGGGCGCCCGUGUCCGCAGCGCGCACCGGGCCUUGGGGCGCAGGGCGCAGGGCUGGGGCUCCCCGGCGGCGGCGGUUCCCAAAGCUCCGAGACACCCCCGGACUGGGCCGAACCGAACCGAACCGAGCCGAACCGAACCGAGCCGAGGGCGGGGCGGGGCUUGGGGCCUCCCAUUCGGGGUUCGGGCUCUGCGCGGCGGCGGUGGCGGUGGCGGCUGCGGGGACCGAGUUCAUGAGUUCGCCCAGCCUGAGCGACCUGGGCAAGCGAGAAGCGGCCGCCGACGAGCGGGGCACGCAGCAGCGCCGGGCCUGCGCCGCCGCCACCGCCACCGCCACCUGGAACCGCAUCCACAACGGGGUGAUUGCUGUCUUCCAGCGCAAAGGGCUGCCGGACCGAGAGCUCUUCCUCCUCAACGAGGGUGUCCGGCAGCUGCUGAAGACAGAGUUGGGGUCUUUCUUCACUGAGUACCUGCAGAACCAGCUGCUGACCAAGGGCAUGGUGAUCCUGCGGGACAAGAUCCGCUUCUACGAGGGACAGAAGCUUCUGGACUCUCUGGCCGAGACCUGGGAUUUCUUCUUCAGUGACGUGCUCCCCACACUGCAGGCCGUGUUCUACCCUGUGCAGGGCAAAGAGCCAUCCGUGCGACAGCUGGCCCUGCUGCACUUCCGGGACACCAUCGCCCUCAGCGUGCGGCUGGACGACGCACUGACCCGCAGCCACGCCCGGGUGCCCCCUGCCAUCGUGCAGAUGCUACUGGUGUUGCAGGGCGUGCACGAGUCCCGAGGAGUGACCAAGGACUACCUGCGCCUGGAGACGCUGGUGCAGAAGGUGGUGUCACCCUACCUGGGCACCUACGGCCUCUGCUCCAGCGAGGGCCCCUGCACCCACUCCUGUGUCCUGGAGAAACACUUCCUGCGUGGCUCCCGCCCCGGGGACGUCCCCUCCAAGAACCCUGUGGUUCGCUCCAAGAGCUACAACACACCGCUGCUGAACCCCGUGGCCGAACACGAGGCAGAGGGGGCGGCCGCAGGGGGCUCCGGGGUGCGCAGACACUCGGUGUCCGAGAUGACGUCCUGCCCGGAUCCCCAGGGCUUCGGUGACUCUCCGACCUCACCGUGCCCAGAAGGGCCUGGCCCUGGCGGACUGUACCCCGACGGCUCGCCCGCCUCCAGCCCCGAGAACCUGCUGGACCACAUCCUGGAGUCAGUGGACUCGGAUGCUGGGGGCAUCUUCAUUGACUUCGGACGGGGCAGCCGCUCAGACACAGCCGAGUUGGGGGGCUCAGGGGACCAGCAGAGUGUCUUGUGAGCCCAGAGUCCGUGCUGACCCCUCCUUGGGGUGUGCCUGAGCGAGUCUGGGGUACCUUGGCCCUCUGCACCUCUGGUCUUCCCGAGUGUCAGAAAGGCCCGUUUCCCGGGAAGGGCCCCCCACAUGCCGUCUGGGGUGCAGCUCAGCUUUGGGGCCACCAGGACGUCGGACGUCUGCGCCCAGAGCUGAAUGAGGGGCUGGGGACCCCCGGGGUGGCCUCCUGAGGGACUGGCCCCGAACCCGGGUGUGGACAGAGGAAUAAACACUUACAUUCUAGC